AUGUCCACCUCAUCCUUUACUUUCGUGCAGGAAGAUCCAUCCGGGGAGCCGCCGGUUACAAUGAUGUUGCAGGAAGGUUUCUACCCUGAGAGUCGUUUCGGUGACCCUGCUCGAGUGAAAAAGGUCCAAUGGGAGGACGGUAGACCUUUGAGUAUUCUGCCUGUCGAGAAAGCGUUGGUUGAGUACUGUGACAGACUGUACGGACUCGGAGCCACCUAUGCCCCUUUCCAAAUUUUUGGUGCAAUGGUGAUGUUGUCGACAAAAGAUGCCCUUGAAACUGAUUACGGGAAGAGGGCUCGGAGCCUAAUGAUGGAAAGCUUGCAUCAUGUUGAGAGUGCUCCGUCUGAGAAUAUCUUGAUCCUCUUGAUCGAUAUGUUUUGGCAGGUGACGAAUUUCCCACUGCCCUCAGGGUCCCCACAAAUGGCACCAGGAUAUCCCCCUCUUGUUAAGGAGACCUAUGAGGGGUAUAUCUCUAGCGUACAGCCUGCAAGGGAUAACUACCCUGUUCAGAUAUCUGGAGCUUGGACUGUGUAUGUUACUGGGAUGGGUUUUAAGGGACAGUUUCCUUACACAGCUACCCCUGAGGUUUUGGGAAGGUGGCUGUUAAGAGAGAUGGAUGAUUAG
Messenger RNA from Penicillium malachiteum, 624 nucleotides. RefSeq lists its product as uncharacterized. The record is from RefSeq and is a predicted model, not a curated record. The coding region runs from base 1 to 624 and encodes 207 amino acids. The transcript has 2 exons. NCBI's taxonomy places the organism in Eukaryota, Fungi, Ascomycota, Eurotiomycetes, Eurotiales, Aspergillaceae.